Molecule: messenger RNA, 704 nt
Organism: Tetranychus urticae (two-spotted spider mite)
Lineage: Eukaryota; Metazoa; Arthropoda; Arachnida; Trombidiformes; Tetranychidae
Product: mite group 2 allergen-like Ixo r 2
Source: RefSeq, a predicted model, not a curated record
AAUGGUACUGUUGGCCUUAUAAAAGAGAUCUCAUUGUGUCGAUUGACACAGACAUUGAAACCGUUCAAAAUUGAUCAUCUUUUCAAGCUUCAAUCUAAUAUCAAACAUGAUCCGAACCAUCGCCAUCUUUGCUUUGUUCAUUGCUUAUGUUCAAGCAAAAAACACUUCCUUCACCAAUUGUGGACAAGAAGGAACCAUCUUAUGGGUUAAUGUAGUCCCUUGUAACUCUGACCCAUGCACCUUCAAACCAGAUGAGAUAGUUAACAUUAAUGGUCAACUCAUUAGCGAUGUUGCUAUAUCCAGUCCAAUUUUAAGAACUCAAGUUAAGGACUCGGAUGAUUCUUGGGUUGAUUAUCCUAAUGUUGAUACUGAUGCAUGUAAAUACACCGACUGUCCUAUUGAAGCUAAUGUUGCCACUUCAUUCGCCCUUAGUUUGAAAACCUUUGCAUGGCCACCACCAAUGUUAACCCAAAUCCGAUUCCAAGUUUACAACUCUGAUGGAAGCAAUGAGCUUAUCUGUGGCGCAACUACCAUUAAAAUCAAACAUGAUUAAGUUCAAAUUAAAAAUAUGAAUUCGUUUAUCUAAUAUCUUGACCCAAUAAUUCCAAUACCCGUUAAAUUAGAAACCUUUGAACUAGACUUUGAACUAGUUGUUGUGUUGUCAUGAAAUUAAGAAAUAAAAUGUAUUAAAUUGAGCAUAAAAA